Molecule: messenger RNA, 545 nt
Organism: Thelazia callipaeda (thelaziosis nematode)
Lineage: Eukaryota; Metazoa; Nematoda; Chromadorea; Rhabditida; Thelaziidae
Source: the annotation of a GenBank genome assembly
AUGGUAAGUGCAGUAGCGGUCAAUGUUAGCAAUGUUCGUUUGAGUUCUGAAAGUAGUAACUGCUGUUUAUCUCCAACUACAAUAUUAAAACUGAAACUUCGAUCAAGAUCAGUGUCGAACCAGAAAUUGUGGACUGCGAGUAGUUCAUUAUUUUUCGCCGCAACAACAAUGGCAACCAUAGGUCAAUUCCUAGGCUAUGGUAAUAUAGUGCCAGUUACGAAGUAUGGAAGAAUUGUUUGCGUAAUAUUUGCAUUAAUUGGCGCGCCACUAACUCUCAUUACGAUCGGUGACCUCGGAAAAUUUUUAUCAGAAUGUACUAUAUAUCUUUACAAUAAGAUCAAGAAGGUGCUACGGAUGUCAAAGCGUCAUUUUUGCAAAUUUAAAUUACGAACUGGAGAUAGUUCAAAAUGCAAACAGACUAAAAUUUUCAAUGAAAAUGAAAAAGAGCCAUGCAAUUGGGAUGACCUUGCACUUGAUAAAAUUGAAGUGCCUGUAAUCCUAGUAUUUAUCAUACUGCUUGUAAGUUUUCAUUCCCCAUCAUAAAA